Molecule: messenger RNA, 951 nt
Organism: Pleurotus ostreatus (oyster mushroom)
Lineage: Eukaryota; Fungi; Basidiomycota; Agaricomycetes; Agaricales; Pleurotaceae
Exons: 8
Coding region: 1-951 (316 amino acids)
Biological process (GO): carbohydrate metabolic process
Cellular component (GO): extracellular region
Molecular function (GO): cellulose binding
Source: RefSeq, a predicted model, not a curated record
AUGCUUGGUCUUUCCGCAGCAGCCCUUGUCAUCGCAUCCGCCUUGGUACCCCGUACCCUCGCUCACGGCGGUGUUCUAUCCUACUCCAUCGCCGGAACAUGGUACGACGGAUGGAAACCGUACAACAGUCCCGUGGGUCAGUCCACUAUUCAGCGACCUUGGGACACAUACAACCCGAUACAAGACCCUACUGUAAACACUCUUGCGUGCAACGAUGACGGUACAUCCCCCGCUGGCCAGCUCACUGCAACCGUCGGCGCGGGCUCCCCCAUCACCGCGUUCUGGAACACCUGGCCACACGACACCGGCCCAGUCCUCACCUACCUCGCCCAAUGCCCCGGAUCUACGUGCACUGGCGUGAACGCGAACUCGCUGAAAUGGUUCAAGAUCGACGAAGCAGGCUUGCUCUCUGGAUCGGUCGGCGCUGGAACAUGGGCAGCUGGCAAAAUGAUCGCCCAGAACAACAGCUGGACUUCAACCAUCCCCGCCUCCGUGCCCUCUGGCAGUUACUUGAUCAGAUUCGAGACCAUCGCCUUGCAUUCCAUGCCUGCCGUACCAAUUCUACCCGGAAUGCGCGCAAAUCACGAUCACCGGAGGUGGUUCGCGGGCUCCUACGCUGCGGAGUUAGUUUCGUUCCCCGGAGCCUACAAGGCUUCUGAUCCAGGAAUCACAAUCGACCUCUAUACUCAAGCCGCAACAUCUCAAAUGACCUACGUAAUCCCAGGCCCUCCUCUUUACGGCGCUGCCUCUGCUCCUCCCUCCAACCCGAACCCCGGUUCGACAGCCGUCCCGACCUCCCCGGCCACUACCAACGCGCCCUCUUCAACAGCUGCCCCCGGAACUGUCGCGCAGUUCGGUCAGUGUGGAGGUAUUGGAUACUCCGGAGCUACAGGAUGUAUUGCUCCAUUCGUUUGCACGGCUUUGAAUGAUUAUUACUCUCAGUGCCUCUAA